Scatophagus argus is the source of this 7227-nucleotide messenger RNA. RefSeq names its product nucleoporin 214 (gene nup214). Gene Ontology annotation, cellular component: nuclear pore. Gene Ontology annotation, molecular function: structural constituent of nuclear pore; protein binding. Lineage: Eukaryota; Metazoa; Chordata; Actinopteri; Scatophagidae. The record is from RefSeq and is a predicted model, not a curated record. Gene Ontology annotation, biological process: protein import into nucleus; RNA export from nucleus. The transcript is spliced from 36 exons. The coding region runs from base 153 to 6170 and encodes 2005 amino acids.
GACGUCGUUUCCAAUGCAAAACGGCGCGGCGUGUGUUCAGUCGUCCUGGCGGACUAAUGCGGCUCACCAGAAAUUAGUCUUAAAUACAGACCAGGAAGGGAAAAAGUAGUGCAAUACACCGACUGGAAAAGAAACAGCUUCUGUGCUUCAUAAUGAGCGACGACACAGACUCCCCUCCCGAGAGGGAAAUGAAGGAUUUUCAAUUUCGUCAGAUGAAGAAAGCAAGAGUUUUUGCGCCAGCUGAGGAUUUGCCAAAAGAAAGAUCAAGUCUGCUUACCAUCUCAAACAAAUUUGGUUUAACAUUUGUUGGACUUGACAGAACAUUCAAAGUUUACCUCACCAAAGACAUUCUCAGUGCUGAUAAAGUUGAUGGCAGCUCCAAUGACAUAGUUGAGGGAAUAGCAGCAAUGGCGGAGGUAACUGUGGAAUUGGCUCUGCACCACUUGGCUCUCAGUUGUGAUGAGCUUACUUUGUCAGUAUGUGGCAUGUCUGAGGAGGUGGGCUUGUCCCUCACAUUCUAUGAUGUCCGCACCUUGAUGAACAAGGCAAGAUCCCAGAAGUUACCUUUUGCGUCACUGCUGCCAGCAGUACCCAGUGGUACUUUAGUUCAGGACCUGAAGUGGAAUCCUGCUCAGGCAUCCAUGUUGGCUGCUUGUAUGUCUGAUGGCAGUAUGCAGAUCUUGGAUGUUGUCGAGAGUGUCAGAGUUCUGACUGAGCUACCUGCCUCAAAUGGCAUCACAUGCAUUUGCUGGAGUCCAAAAGGAAAACAAGUUGCUGCAGGAAAAAUGAAUGGCACAGUCAGUCAGUAUACACCAGCUUUAGAAGAAAAGAAAGUUAUCCCAUCUCCCCACUUCUACACCUCCGAUGAACCUGUCAAAAUUCUGGAUGUGCUGUGGCUGAGAACUUAUGUGUUUGCAGUGGUAUAUGCUGCUGCAGAUGGGUCCCUGGAGACACCUCCUGAGCUAGUGCUGAUCUCCCUCCCAAAGAAAGAUGAGAAGACAGACACAAAGUAUCUGAACUUUAGUGAAACGGUGUACGGCAGCUGCACUGAGCGACAACAUCACUACUUCCUUAGUCACGUAGAGGACUGGGACCUCGUGUUUGCGGCAUCGGCAGCUUCUAUUGAAGUCAGCGUUAUAGCCAGACAAGACGACAAGAUCUGGGAGCUUUGGAUCCUGGAAGAUGCGAGUAGGGCUGAGCUUCCAGUGACUGAGACAAAUGAAGACACUCUCCCCCUCGGCUUAGCAAUAGACUACACCAACCAACAGGAGAUCAACAUCACUGAUGAGAAGACCUUGCCCCCGGCACCCACUAUGUUAAUGCUAUCCACGGAAGGACUACUCUGCCCAUUUGCUCUGCUCAACCUUAAUCCUGGGGUUAAGCAGCUGGUCUCAGCUCCCACGGCCCUCACCUUAGAGGGGGAGAGACUGCCAAAACCAGGUUCUGUGGCUGCCCAACCACCCAAAAGUGCUCUCUCUGUCCCAUCUGCUCCCACAACAUUCCCAAGUCUUGGUCUUACUUCAGCAGCUGCUUCUACUCCUCCAGCUCUUGCUGCCCCUUCCUCCACUGCCCCAUUCAGCAUUGUGCCCGAAGCUCCUGUGUCGUCGUCAUCAUUUAUCUUCUCGGUCCCAAGCACGUGCUCCACUUCUUUCUCUUCAGCCUUCUCCUUGGGGGGAUCCGCACCUUUUGGCUCCGGAUCUUCAGUCUUUUCUUUUGCCUCCAAACCCCCCUCAGACACUCCCUCGGUGCCUUCAGCAUUUUCUUUCACCCCUUCCAUCAAACCAUCUACGGCUCCGGCUCCGGCUCCAGCUCCAGCUCCUGCUCCAGCUCCAGCUCCAGCUCCAGCUCCAGCUCCUGCUCCUGCUCCUGCUCCUGCUCCAGGUCCAACACUGCAGAGCCUUGCAGCUCCCUCCCCACCAACAGUGAAACUGAAUCUAAAUGAGAGGUUUUCAGGAUUAGAGACCCCAGCACCGCAGCCUUUCUCUUUCAGUUCUUCGUUGCCCAAAACUGUUGUUUCCAAUUCCAGCAGUUUGGCUGCCCCUCCACUUUCAGCCUCCAAACCAUCUGCUGUUUUAGCCCCUGUGCGUCCGGUUCAAACCACCACGCCACCCACAGUCGUCCAGAAACCUGCUCCUGCCACACAGGGUCCUGUUCAAACUCCACAGGCAGCUGUAAGUGUGAAGGCCCUGGAGAAGCAACUACAGCAAAAGAAAGACUCUGAUCCCAUUAUGGCUGGUAUACUGGAGGAGAUUGCACACUUCCAGAAGGAGUUGGAUGAUCUUAAGGCACGAAGCGCAAGAGCUGACUUUAAGGUUGGCACCCGUGAGGAGAUGAGAGAGUUGAGGAAGGAGUCAGAGGACCUCCAUAUUUUCACCUUGGAGAUCAAGGAAACUACAGAGUCUCUCCAUGGGGACAUUGGUACACUGAAGACCACCUUAAUGGAAGGCUUUGCUGGGGCAGAAGAAGCCAAGACCCAACGUGAACUGAGCCGAGACAGAAACUACAGACAGCUUCUGUACAAAAAGCCUCUGGACCCACGCAGUGAGGAACAGCUCAAGGAAAUUCGUAGGCUGUACCAGUAUGUUAUGUUUGCCGUGGAAGAUGUCAAUGACGUGUUGGAUGUGGAAUGGGAGAAACACCUGGAGAAGAAGAAAAAGCAGAAACAUAUGGUCGUGCCAGGGCGUGAGAACCUGUUCACUACACUGGCCAACAACCUGUACAUCAUCAACCAGCAGAAGAACCGACUGGACCAGCUGGUUAAGGAACUCACGUCACUGCACCUCUACAACAAAACUGCCACUUCAGCUGUAAACCGCAGUACUGCUACAGCAACAACGGCUGGUAUGGAAAGUGAACUUGAGAACUUAAGGGACGCACUUUUGAAAACCAAGCUGGACAGUGCCCCUCCUAAAACAAAAUCCAAAUCUCCAGCAGCCAAGAUAUCGCCAGUGAAACAGUCCCAGUUGCGUAACUUUCUCUCAAAAGGGCAGAUGCCUCCUGUCCGCUCUACUGCACCAGCCAACCUGUCUCGCUCAGCCUUUCUUUCACCUAAAUAUUAUGAGGACUUGGAUGAUGUGAGCUCCACGUCCUCACUGUCCCAGUCCCUGGAGCCUCGUCCAGCUCACUUGGUGCUGGAAGAGGAGGACCUGCAACCAGAACCCCUUCCCACAGCUCUCAUUCCUCCAGCACUGUCCACCCCUCGCCACCCCACAGUUGUGAGGACCCCCUCUAUCCAGCCAGGUUUUGGGGCCAUCCAGUCAACCCCUUUAACUAAAAUUCACUCAGCCCAGGGUAUGGGCUUUGGACUCAGCCCUAUUGCCAGCCCUGUUCCAACCAAUAAGAUCAACCUCAGCGGAGCAGACAGCACUGCUCUUGCCACAAAGACCGUAAAACAUGGGGCCCCACCAACUGAGAAGAGCAUCCCUGUCACCAUUCCUGCCCAGCAGGCUGCUGCCACUGCUGCUCUACGCAGGCAGAUGGCCAAUCAGAAAACAGCUGUUGUCAGUGCAUCCUUGACGGAGUCCACAUUAAAGACUGUGCCACAGGUAGUCAAUGUCCAGGAGCUCAAGGACAAAGGGCCUCCAGUUGCAGUUUCCGGUAUCGUGAGCUCAUCAGUACCAGAUCCAGCAGCUCAGGUAUUUGCGACAGUGUCUUCAAACCAGGCCAAACGAAAUCCUCCCCAAGGUGUUCAGAAGAUGACUGAAAGUACAACCACCCCACAGGGAAGCUUUGUGUUUGGUCAGUUGUCCAAACCAGAUGUUUCUGUGGCCCCUGCGAGCUCAGCUGAGCAAAGCACCAGCAAAGGGUUCACCUUUACAUCAGGGUCUGCAGGCUUCAGUUUUGCUUCAGUUACGCAGGGACCUGGAAUGUCUCAAGUGAAAGAUACGAAUAAAUUCUCCUUUGGUGGAAAUGGCAAGGCGAUAUUUGGGCAAACUGCAGAGGAGUCGGUCUCCCCUGCUCUUGGCACUGGCUCUCCCACCCUGCCUCUGAAUACAUCAGGAGACAAACCCACCUCCUCUACAACUGUGCUUAGGUCAGAGCCACAGCCGCCGAGGACAGCUGGGGGAGAAACUCUGGGCAGCUUCUCUGGACUACGUGUGGGCCCGGGAGAAGAAGCUAAAGAUUCAUCCAUUAAGUCUGCUGCUGCUGCUUCAUUUGCCUUUGGGGAAACCGGACUUGGUUUGGGCAAGGGAGCAUCACAGUUUAGCUUUGCUGCAAUUCUCCAAAAGUCUGCAGAAGAUUCUGCUGGAGCAGACUUGUCCAAGUGUGCAGUGUCAGGCAGCUUGUUCAAGCCUCCUGAAUCAAACCCCAAACUGGCCUUCUCUGCUCCCCAGUCUAGCUCAGCUGCCUCAGCUUUACCCAUAUCUUUCAGUAGUCUUCUUGCAGCUUCUUCAGAUUCUUCAGAGGAAUCAAAAGUUGCUCCACAAUCAUCUGAACACACACCACCCCCUGAAAAAGAACCUGAUGCUGAACCAGCUGUAGAGAGGGUCAGUCCCCAAGGAGUAUUUGAACCCCCAGUAGAUGCUGCCAGCGCAGAAAUCCCAGCAGCCACAGUUGCAGCACCAACACCGGCUCCUCCUUUGGCCGCACCUGCAUCUACUCCAGACCCUUCAUCCUCCAUCACUGCACCAAAUGAAGCAACCGCUCCUGUACCAACCAGUGUGGCUCCCGCAACAGAAUCCACUCAAGACACCAUCACCACCACUGCUCCUGUGCCCACUUCAGCUACUGCCACUCCUGCUGCUGCACCUCUCUCCCAGGUAGCUCCAGCAGUAUUCCAGGUGUCCAGUUCUGACAAACCAGGUUCCAUUUUUACUCAGCCUGCCCCUGCAACAACAGACAGCAGUUCCCUUGGAGUUACACCAGUUAUCAGCACAGUUGCCCCUGCGGUCACCACCACAACCCCUACUGUUGUUAACAGUACAGCAGCUACUGCUGCUAGCACUGUGUUUGGGCAGUCUGCUGCACCUCCAGCAUCCACAGCUCCUUCAGCCUCCUCCGGCCCUGCAGCCCCAGUAUCGACAGCAUUUGGCUCAAGUGGGUUUGGUGCAUCAACAGGAUCUGGUUUUGGCAAGCCUGUAUUUGGCCAGACAAGUGGCUUUGGCCAGCCUGCCAAUAACACUGGGACAGCCAGUGGCUUUUCUUUUGGCCAAUCAGCAUUUGGAGCAAGCUCUAACAGUGCAACUACUGGAGGGUCUCUUUUUGGUGCUUCCACUGGUAGCAAUGCAAUUUCCUUCUCCUUCGGCACAAGCAGUGCCAACACUGCUAGCAGCACAAGCUCAGGGCUGUUUGGACAAAACACAGCACCAGCAUUUGGCCAGAGCUCUGGAUUUGGACAAGGGUCUGUGUUUGGGAGUAACACCACCACAUCCUCAUCUUCAGGAUUCAGCUUUGGACAGCCCACAGGUGAGCCUUUUGGCUGCUCUUCUGCCACGCCCGUGUUUGGCCAACAGUCAAGCAGUGGGAGCUUAUUUGGACAGCAACAGCAGCCAUCAUCUGGUGGGAGUCUGUUUGGUUCGAGUUCAGCCAAUACAGCAGGCUCAGCUGCCGGAGGAUUCUUCAGUGGCCUGGGAGGUAAACCGAGCGAAGACGCUGCCAAUAAGAACCCAUUCGGCACUGCUGCCCCUACCGGAGGGUUUGGGCAGCCUGCUCCGUCAGGAACGAACAGUCUGUUUGGGAAUAGUGGUGCCAAGACCUUUGGUUUUGGACAGUCCUCCUUUGGUGAACAGAAACCUAGUGGGACCUUCAGCACUGGUGCAGGGAGUGUUGCCUCCCAGGGAUUCGGCUCCUUCUCUACUCCGACAAAGCCAGGUGGUUUUGGCAGUGCUCCAGUGUUUGGGAGUCCCCCUUCCUUUGGUAGUUCCCCAGCAUUUGGUGGUGGAGCAACGUUCGGCUCAAGUGCUUCCUUCAGCAACACCAUGGGUUCCUCAACUAGUAAAGUGUUCGGAGAGGGCACAGCGGCUUCCAGCAUGGGCGGAUUUGGGUUUGCCUCACCUCCCAGCGCCCCGUCUUUUGGUGCCCUAGCCAAUCAGAACACGCCUUCAUUCGGUAGCCUGGCCCAGCAAGGUUCUGGGUUUGGAAGUCAGCCCAGUAGCUUCUCAGGCUUUGGACAACAGCCACAGACAGGAGGAUUCUCUGGAAGCACCUUUGGCUCUGCAAACCCAUGGUGAAGAUCAGAUCAGCUUUGUAGCAGUGGAAGUGAAGAAACAGAGUGCCAAUGCAAUUAUUUAACCAAUUACAGCAUGCUUAAGCCUCAUCACCUGCAUGUGUAUGUGAAAACCCUGCUGUCCUCACAACAAUAUGGGAGUAAGUUUUGUGUAAUUUCAAGAAAUGUGUUAGCCAUAAAUACUGUUAACGAACUUUCCCAACAUGUAUGUUUUCAUUUCUUCUUUUUAGUUUCAUUUCUGCCACAGUUCCUGUUUUAGCACUUUUACAUAUUUAGUGCAGCACAAGAAGCUUUGUUUAUAACACGCAUACUCGUCAAACCUACAAAACUGUGCCUCACUACAAGCCAGUCACUAAAAGACUGAGACAACGAACAGGAGGAGAGGCAAACACGUGUCCACAAUCCCAAAAAUAUCAUCCAGAGCCAGUAGAGAAAUCCUCCUCAUUACUAUCAUUACUGUUUUGUCCAAUCACAGCACGCUGAAGAUUCAUGGCCAUCAGAGAAGCUACUUAGCAUUAAAAUCUCAGCAGUGAGGGACUCGUCAUGACUUGUAUCCUAAGAGUGACUUUAAAAAUGAAAAUCAAGAAAGUGUGGCCUCGCCGUGGUCCUUUCAUGACUUUACUAUCAGAAUAUGACGAUAUAUAAGUAAAUGUUUUGAGUGCAUGAGCUACAGGGAUACAAAAAAGGAGGGGAUUUGCUCUUGCACUGCUGCAGAGGUAGAUGAGUGAAAUCCAACACCCCUAUAUAUGAUGCUAUAUGUGUGUAUACAUACACGUGUGCAUCAGCUACAUCCAUUUUGGUUAGAUCCAGCUAGCGAGCACUGUUCUUUGUCAUUUUGGUUUUUCUGUAUUUGCAGUAGGCUGAUGUGAUGUUUGAGAACAUGUUGACUGUAAUUUGGGUACCGAUAAUUUCUUCAGAACUAUGUUAGCUGUCUCACUUUGCCUGAAAGCACAUAUGUGAAAGUGCAGAUUGCCUUUGCCUCUGUCAUAGCUGGCAUUUAGCCUAAUAUGCCACACUAUUGUGCCAGUAUUUUUAAAUAUCAGAAUAAAAGUCCUUUUAAA